This is a messenger RNA of Ahaetulla prasina, 2857 nucleotides long. It is a transcript of the gene P2RX4, whose product is annotated as purinergic receptor P2X 4. The transcript has 13 exons. Gene Ontology annotation, biological process: monoatomic cation transmembrane transport; response to ATP. The record is from RefSeq and is a predicted model, not a curated record. The coding region runs from base 808 to 2106 and encodes 432 amino acids. Gene Ontology annotation, molecular function: purinergic nucleotide receptor activity; extracellularly ATP-gated monoatomic cation channel activity; ATP binding. Gene Ontology annotation, cellular component: plasma membrane; nuclear inner membrane. NCBI's taxonomy places the organism in Eukaryota, Metazoa, Chordata, Lepidosauria, Squamata, Colubridae.
CAGUUGGCAAUUUCAUGAGGGUAUUUAGACUUAAUUAUAAAAAAGCCAACUAAAGGCUUGGCAACUAGUCCAGUUCUGUUUUUGCUGUCGGAGAAGGACCUAUUGGGUCUACAGGUAGGUUUAUCUGGGAUCUGAAUCGCUCUCUUGGUCCAUUGAUUCCGACUUAAAAUAAGCAGCAAGAGUCAUGCUGAACCACCAAGCAAGCGUGCAUUAAGAAUUCAGGCUGAAUAAUUAUUUCACAAUUAGCACAUGCAUAAAAUUUGCAGCCUCAUUAAGCGGCUUGAUUUAUGUGGCAGCCCGAUUAAAUUCCACCUUAGCCACCUUGUGUGAUAUCUCAACGUUAUUUAAUGAACUGGUGAGCCAGAGCGAACGGUUUGGAAGUUACCCAGGGAAGAUCUGAGCUCAGAGACCCCGGCUGUGUAAAUGGGGUGACAACUUUAUUUUGGCAGGGCUUCUGUGCCCCUAACAAACACUCUGCGUGCAGUGCAAGAUAUUGCUUCACCUCCAGGAAAUGGAACCACUUUUUUAAUCUCUACAGUGGUUUCCGCUAAAAGUAAUUCCUCUUUAAAAAAACGAGGCAGAGCGGGAUGCCUUCACGGCUGCCUACAGCAGGGGUCUCCAACCUUGGGAACUUUAAGCCUGGAGGACAGCAAAGCUGGCUGGGGAAUUCUGGGAGUUGAAGUCCGCCAGGCUUAAAGUUCCCAAGGUUGGAACUUCAGCAUCCUUUAACCCUCUACUGAAGGGGGGACUUCAGUUCCCAUCAUCCUUCCCGUGGUCAGAUCGCAUUGCACUUCUUCACCUUCGGAGAUGCUACGCGAUGUUUGCGCAGAGACGCUUCGGGGAUCCGUGUGGCUUUCCACCGCGUCCGCUUCGCAGAUGGCAGCCAUGGACAACUCCGGGAAGCGCUGCGGGGCGCUUUACAACUUCCUCUUCGAGUACGACACCCCGAGGAUCGUGUCCAUCAAGAGCCGCAAAGUGGGGGUCAUGAACCGGCUGGUCCAGCUGGCUAUUUUGGCCUACGUCAUCGGUUGGGUCUUUGUGUGGGAAAAAGGCUACCAAGACACCGACUCGGUGGUGAGUUCGGUAACCACCAAGGUGAAAGGCGUCACCAUGACCAACACCUCCGACUUGGGACCCCGGGUUUGGGAUGUGGCGGAUUACGUGAUCCCAUCUCAGGCUGAGAACUCGGUUUUCAUCAUGACAAAUAUGAUCGUCACGUUGAACCAGACCCAGGGGCUUUGUCCAGAGCUCCCAGAUAAGACCACCACGUGCACGUCGGAUGGAGACUGCCAAAAAGGCUAUGUCAGCACCCACAGCAGUGGUAUUCAGACCGGAAAAUGCAUAGUGUACAACCAUACAGAUCCCCCCAUUAAGACGUGCGAGGUUUUUGCUUGGUGUCCAGUGGAGAAUGAUGAAAACUUACCCAAGCCAGCUUUCUUGAGGAAUGCUGAGGAAUUUACCCUUCUUGUGAAGAACAAUAUUUGGUAUCCAAAGUUCAACUUUACGAAGAGAAACAUUCUUCCCACCAUCAAUCACACCUACCUCAAGAACUGUAAAUACAACACCAAAACUGAUCCAUUUUGCCCGAUUUUUCGCCUCGGGGACAUAGUUGAAGCCGCUGGCCAGAACUUCCAAGAGAUGGCCAUUGAGGGUGGCGUGAUGGGCCUGCAGAUCCGAUGGGACUGCAACUUGGACAACUCGGCUUCCCGUUGCGUGCCGAAGUAUUCCUUUCGGCGAAUUGACAACAAGGAUUCUGCCCAUUCCGUUUCCCCAGGAUACAACUUCAGGUUUGCAAAAUACUACCGGACCUCUCCCAGCAAUGAGUAUCGGACACUCAUCAAGGCUUAUGGCAUACGCUUUGACAUCAUGGUAUUUGGCACGGCUGGGAAGUUUGAUAUCAUCCCUACUAUGAUCAAUAUUGGAUCUGCCUUGGCCCUGUUUGGUGUGGCCACUGUCCUCUGUGAUAUAAUUGUCCUGUAUUUUAUGAAGAAAAGAUACUACUACAGAGAGAAGAAAUACAAAUACGUGGAAGAUUACGAACUGCAGGGAGCCCAUUCAUCGUAUGGAUCCCAGACAGAAGUUCAAGACUGCGCCACAAUGCGAUGAUUCUCCACAAACGGGUCCUGCUCAUUUCACCCAGCCGAGGAGCAGAUCUGUGAUCCUUCUGUCCCUCCUGGCCUCUGUCCGGCUUUGCUUCUGUUGGCGGCCUCCUGGAUCAACCUCGGAGAUUCUCCCGAGGAAUUAGCAACGUUCUCCUGAAAACCUUCAACGCUUUUUGGGUGCCGGGUCUGCCAAGCUUUGUGUAGUCCGAGAUAAUUUUGAAGCGGAUCUUCUAACGUGCCUUUCCUACCGCCCAAUUCAUGGACAGAUGGGGGGCAGGCAGAGGUGGCGGGACCAAAAAACGUCUUUGAUAUUUCUAGAACGGCCCAAUUUGUGAUGUGCUUCCCUUUGUUACAUAUCGUAACCCUCUUCGUUUGGAAUGGGUGGAAAGAUAUAACUUGUUAACUUGUCUUCCAUGGUCAUCCUUUUUUUUGAAAAAAACAAAGAGCCACUUGGUGCAAUUUGCAGUCUCUGUUUUUGAAAUUAAGCGGAUCUUUGGAAUUCCCUCCCGACUGUAAUUCCAAUCUGGGAAAUCCCCAGGAUAGGAAAUAAAUGCGACAUGCCGGCGUGUCAGCCUCUCCCUCUCCAGCUUCUACUACUGAAUUGCUACUGCCCGGUUUAUAUCCACAGAAAUUUAAUAUAUAAAUGAAAAGAUAAUGGCACUUUACCAUUUUUUUUAGGAGACAGAUGUAAGGCGGUAUCGAUGAGAAUAAUCUUCUUUGCCAAGAGAAAAUAAUAAAGGCACUGGGAAAUAUGA